Molecule: messenger RNA, 7505 nt
Organism: Dunckerocampus dactyliophorus (ringed pipefish)
Lineage: Eukaryota; Metazoa; Chordata; Actinopteri; Syngnathiformes; Syngnathidae
Product: inositol monophosphatase 1-like
Exons: 11
Coding region: 356-1195 (279 amino acids)
Biological process (GO): signal transduction; phosphatidylinositol phosphate biosynthetic process; inositol metabolic process
Molecular function (GO): inositol monophosphate 1-phosphatase activity
Source: RefSeq, a predicted model, not a curated record
AAACACUACCGUCUGGUAGAGCAAAUGGUUUUAUGUUUAAAUUCAUUUAAUAUCUGGGAUUGUGUUGUUAUCGUUAAGCUCUUCAGGCGUUCAUUUGGCUGUUUUUCCUCCGGUGACACACUCCGACUGACUGCUAGCUGGCUAGUUCGCUGGCUAGUGCUAGCGGCCAAGGCGGAAGUUGUCAAAGUGGCUACCUCGUUAACGUUAGCCGCUAAAGCGGAAGUUGUCAAAGUCAUAAAGUGGCCUCACAACUGUGGUGUGCACUUGAACGCACCACCCCUCCAGGCAGCAGCUUGCAGUGACCUGACAGGGAGUCAUUUUGUUGGAUUUGUGUAUCGUCUUCUUCCUGUGAACAAUGAGUGAUCCUUGGCAGGAGUGCAUGGAGCACUGCGUGGAGGUCACUAAACAGGCUGGCAAGAUGAUCCGCGAGGCGCUCCAGAAGGACAUCGCCGUCAUGCACAAGAGCUCGCCAGUCGACCUUGUGACCGAGACGGACCAGCGAGUGGAACAGCUCAUUAUAUCUUCCAUCAAGGCCAAAUUCCCCACGCACAGCUUUAUAGGUGAGGAGUCGGUGGCAGCGGGCGCUCCAAGCGUUCUCAGCGACCUCCCCACGUGGAUCAUCGACCCGAUUGACGGCACCACCAACUUUGUCCACAGGUUCCCAUUUGUGUCUGUAUCAAUUGGCUUCACUGUGAAGAAAGAGAUAGAGUUCGGGGUGGUGUACAGUUGCAUGGAGGACAAAAUGUACACGGCGCGCAAAGGGAAGGGCGCCUUCUGCAACGGAGUCCCCAUCAAGGUGUCUGGACAGGAAGAUAUCAGCCGCAGCCUGGUGCUGACUGAGGUGGGCUUCAAAAAGGACCCUGAGCAGUUCGAAACAAUGAUGGCCAACAUCAAGACCAUCCUCACCAUCCCUGUGCAUGGUAUUCGCUCGCCAGGCAGCGCCGCCAUCAACAUGUGUCUGGUCGCGUGCGGCUCGGCCGACGCCUACUAUCACAUGGGCAUCCACUGCUGGGACAUGGCUGGGGGAGCCGCCAUCGUCACAGAGGCAGGGGGAGUUAUCAUGGAUAUAUCAGGUGGGCCGUUUGAUCUGAUGUCCCGCCGGCUGAUCGUGGCCAGCAGCAGAGCCGUGGCCGAGCGCAUCGCCGCACGGAUAACAGAGUUUGGCGUCGGCAGGGACGACGCAGAUGGCUCGUAAAACGGCCGCCGCGGCCGCCAAUUUAACGGGUAUUCACAUAUCUAACAAGCCAUGAGUUUGCCUUCAGAAGUUAACACAUCACUCUCGCCUCCGAGGAGGUGGUUAGGCCAGCAUUCACUCAGUUUGCGUUUCUUUUGAAUUUGUGAUGCGUGUGUUGCGUUUUAGAUCUACACAGAUGUCUUUGAGGCAGGAACACUUGUAUUUGUGUGAAAAAUCGAAGUAACAUGCUGUCAAGGGAGUUCACCUGUGAGUACACUUGAUAGAUAAACGUAUUGGACGCCUGCAUGAAGUGGGAAAGGAAAGAAGUGUGCCGCUGUUCCCCCCUUUUUGCAGGUAGAACAGCUUCCACGAUAAGAUUUUGGAAUUAUUAUUGGACUCAAUUUACUCUCUCUCACCAUAGGAACCAAGGAUAAAUUCAUUUUUCCCUUGAUAUGAACAAUCUUCGCUUAGCUGCGUUUUAAAAGGUAAUUUUUCACAUUUUUUCUCAAGCUGCUGCACAUUACACACACAACCCCGGGUCUAUGUAAUUCCAGAGGUGACUGAUGGCUGUUUGACUGACUAUAAAAAACAGCAGAGAAGUCCUGUUGUAUAGAGCAGGCAUGUCCAACAUUAUUCAGCACUUUUUUUUUUUUGAUUGGCCCAUAGCACAUUUUAAAAAUACAUUCAAACAGCAAAAAUGGAAAAAAAACAGCAGUAAUUUUCAAGAAUAAAGUCAAAAUAUUAGGAGAUUUACAUCAUAAUAUUACCAGGAAAAAAAUAAUAAUUUUAUGGGGAAAAACGUACUGAUUUUACAAGAGUAAUGUCAUAAUAUUAUUGGAAAAAACAUGUCAUUUUUAGAAACAAAGUUGGAAAAAACAAUUAUUUCCUCAAGUCAUCGCAUUAUGAGAGACAAAACCAAGAAUUCACAUUUUGGAAAAUUUGGUAGGGGAAAAAGUUACAAUAUUACAAGAAUAAAGUCCAAAUAUUAUGGGAACUUUUAACUUUUAAAUAUAAAAAAAAGGAAAAACAAGCAAAAAAAAUAUUGUAAUUUAAGGAGAAAAAGUUCAUACUAAUAGUUUGCUUUUUCAACUAAAUCACAAAGCUGAGAUGAAGGCUGAUGAUAUAUAUAUAUAUAUAUAUAUAUAUAUAUAUAUAUAUAUAGCUUCUUACCAUACUGUAUCUACAUGGAUUGGUUUUCCAAAUGUAAAAUAUCAAGCGUAAACAUAUUGCUUUCGUUUUAAUGUAUGAUGAUGGCAGGGCAUUGCACUGACAUUAUAUACGAAAUAUUGAUUAAUUGAUUUUAUUAAGGGGCUCAAUACUUACAUCGUGUAGUUUUAGAUGUGUAUGUUGUGCUUUUAGUCACAAGUGUAUCUAAGUAGUGAGCAUAGACGGCAGUGUUGAGGGUAUUUAAAGCAGGAACAAAAAAAAAAAAGAGAAGCUUACAUAAUGAUCACAUUCUUGGCACAUAGUGUGCCUCUUUUUGACGUAUGUCACUUACGUUCUACCUCGGGAUUGCCACAUACCGUAUAUAAGAAGUUGUAUUAUUCAUACAAGAUGAUUCAACAUCUGUUAGCCCUGAGAAGACUUCUGACUAAUGGCAGUCACGACAGGAACAUUCUUAUUUGGCACUGAUUGUAUUGUGGUUCAUUGAAGGAGGUAAACAUUCUGUACUGUAUACACAAACUUGAAAUUAAUUAAACACCUCUCUACAAAUUGUCUGCUCGACUUGUUGGGACACGGGUGAUGUGGCAAUCAGGAGGCCAAACACACACAACCACACAAACAGGCCUUUUGCUUUUGCUGUAUAAACAGCAUAAGGUUUUUUUUUUAGUGGUGAGACCGAAGAGCUCCCGGUCAUUACGCCAUGCCAACCUGUCUGUCACCUGCUCUUUUAUUCCUAAUAGAGAGAAAUGUAAGCACCACGCCCCCCCACCGCCCAGCUCCAAGAGGACAAACAACAACAACAAAAAAAAAAAGGCGGAACAUGCAGGUAGAUAAACCUGAGGCUCCGGGCUAAAGCUUUUCAAAUUCAAAUGCGCGAGCCAAAUGUGAUCAAUUUGAAGUGAUGCCAGCUAUUUGAGGGUUGGUGUGAAAUACGGAGGAUACCAACAUAUACAGCAAGAUACCAACUAUGAACUACACCAGCCUGGAGAACCUGACUCCAUCCACCAGUACCUGUGCUGUAGCUACAAUGCAUUAGGAAAGUAUUAUGUUACAGCCUUAUUCCAAAAUAGAAUGCAUUUCCCCCCCUCAAAAUUCACAACACCCUGUAAUGACAACAUUAAGAACCUUUUUUUUUUAAAAACUCCACACAGAGACCCAUAAUAAUGCUCAUCCCUUCUGAUUAGUUGCGGUUCCAGCAGUUCUCUAAUGACUGAAUGAGGUUAUUUGUCAAGGUGAGGUGCACCCGCUGACCUGGCUCCGCCGUGUUUGCUCCCGUCACAGUAUGUUCUUUAUAGUUGCUUUUAACAGGCAACGCGACUGGGAAAGUGUUAUAAUGGGGCUAAUUCACCAUCUGACUGCGGACGAGACCGAAACAGGCCGCGGGAAACUUUCAGGAGCAAUGGUUUAAAGGGAUAGUUUUGAUUUUUUGACAUGGAUUUGUAUGACAUCCCCAUCAGCGUCGUAAGGGGUGUGGCUUCUCAGAACAGUAUGCGUUCAAAAGAGUAAUAGAUUUGAGUCACAAAAAUGCCUUCUCGAAAAAAAAUCGAAUCGCCCGGCGUUAUAUUUGUCUCCCGCCGUGUCCCUGCGCACUGUCGAGUCUCCAUUGUUGUGCAUGUGACGAAGACGCUCGUGUCUGCUGCUGCUGCGGAACACACAUGCAAACAAGGUGGCCGUGGCGCUCCAUCGCGGACGAAGAUGCAAGCGUCUUGGUCAGCAUAUAGGCAGAAGAUAGGCUGCAGCGUAGUGAGGAUAAGCAGCAUGGAAGAUGGAUGGAUAUCAUCAGUUUUGGAAACAAAAAGCUAUUAUUGUAUUGGAAAAAUAAUACACAGUUAGAAAGCCCAUGUUUGUUUCAUUUUGCAGAACAUUUACUUCCAGCGGUCCUUGAACACACCAUAGCUGUGUGCUCCGAGACAAAGCUUCCGUGAUGCUGCCACAAAUAUAUUUUUCCUGUCCUGUCCAGAAUGUUAUGAAGAGCAAUAAGACGAAUGGAAAUUCAUUGCAAAGUCCCUCCUUGUUGCGAAAAUGAACUUAAGCCCCAAAAAACAUGUCCACUACGUUUCAGCCCUGCCACAAAAGGACCAGCAGACGUCAUGUUAGUGACUCUCUGGUUAACGUCGGGGAGACUUUUGACAAGGACAAAGGCCGGAGAUAACACUGAGUGAGAAUAACAGGCGGGAAGCUUAAAAGGAGAUCUUUGUUUUUCCUCUGUUAACUAGGAGACGGGUGCAGCUAUCAAAAGGGCUUCACAGGAAAGGAUAUUGCUGUUAGUAAGAUCAACCAUUUAUCAGAUCAUCAAGAACUUCAGGGAGGGAGGUUAAAUUGUUUAGGAGAAAGUCCAGUGAGGCGUACCUGGGUCGAAAAGGUUGGUACCCGUCAUGUCAGCGAUUCAUUUUUGGCGCUUGAAAGUGUGAAAGUGGUUGCAUCCUAGCUAUCAAACUCUGUGCAGCAUCAGGACCUGCCUGGCAUUGCAGCCUGUUAAAAAUGAUUAGGAAGGAACUUGGUCGUCACGAGCAAAACAAAACAUUUAAUAAGUGUUCCUGUGUGUCCUCCUUGCCCGUGAGGAAGUGCGUGACCAUUGUUCUGCUUCCUGCUUCAUUCAACGUGUUGGACAAGGCCAACUUGUUGCCCUUUUAGCUCCAAUUUACAUCAAGUUAGCAGGUUUGUUUUGAAAAUGUGCGUAGAACUCCCAGUCGCACGCCUAUAACGCUGUCCAAUGUGGGGUUCGACCACAAUGUGCUUUUUGUCAUUGCUCAUGAGCAGGGAAGCUUACCAACAGCAGCUGUCAACGCUCACACUGCUCGUCAGGCAGCUUCAAAAGUGGCUGAAACGGGCUUCCAUGGAAAUGUGACGUCCCCUUCAAGGCACUACCAAGAAUGGGUGGAGCCGAAAUCUUGAUGAGGACCACUGUGACAUCACAUCAGGUGGCAGGCAAGAACUCACAUUGGCUUUCUUUUCUUUAAUCGCUGUAGAGUCAUACCGUACCUAUUAUGCUGUUAGUGUAAUACUUCAAAUGAUGAUUGACGUAUUUGUUUGUUGCUUGAUGUGGCAGCGUUUCCAUCGUCAUCAUAUCUUAUGAAUUCCACUGGCGAUGUUCCAGCACACUCUGGAAUAAUACAACACAACUAAUUGCUAAGGUGCACCUGUUAGCAAAGUAGCAAAACGUGUUAUGGUAAUGCUGUACAUAGUUUUGUCAUCAUGCAGUGUUUCCCUAUUUGUGGCAGCGCGCCACAGUGUUGAUUUGGCUACCAUUUCGUCCUGGCUCAUUGACGUAUUAUAACGGGGCUCUUUGUUAAAAAUGCUAAGCUAUGCUAAUAGUUAACAUAGUGUUCUUAUCAUGCUCCGCUACCCCUAUGUUGAACAUAGUUUGCUAAAAAUGCUAAGCUAUGCUAAUGUUUAACAUACUGUCAUUUGACGCAUAGAUAGGCUAUGCUAAUAUUGAGCAUAUUUUGCAAACUAUUUAAUGUUUGCUGAAUACACGCAACCAUAUUAAUAUUUAUCAGAGUUUGCUACAUUUACCAAACAUUGGACAAAUUGUUUAAAAUGCUAAGCUAGUCUAACUGGCUAAGCAUGGUGAGCAAUACUAACAUUUAGCUUACUUUGCUUAAAGCUAGUGUAUGUUGGUGGCUCAUUGUAAAAUAAAAAAAAAAAAAAAAUACAAUCAGAACACCACCGGCUGGCGUAUGUUACCCUUAGCGGUUUAAUGACAUACAUGAAAAACAGUUGGAAAGUUAGUGCCCUGUAGGCAGCCGUGCAACCGUGGCAAUCACUUGAACAUGCUAAGCUUUUUAAUGACUCCUUAAACCAAGAAAGUGAAACUACAGCCACGUUUAUUAUGUUCUUUCUUAGCCUAAGGCAAUGGUUCUCAAUUAUUUUCUGUCAUGCUGCCACUGGGGGACAGAAAUGUUUUCAGGCCCGCCUGAUUUGAAAUACUAUUGAGAAAGCGAUAAUAUCUAUUUAUUUAUCUGCACCGACCGACUCGAAACUGAAACCAGCGAAAUGCAACAAAAUGGAGAGCAGUGGGGCACACGAGCGUAUUCGAGAGUCAAACUGCACGCCGAGCACGACAAAUUCAGACAGUUCAUUCAAGUCUGCACUAAUACUGAAAGUCCUCCCUGCCUCCCCCGACAGGUCACCCAGGCGGCUAGCCUACGGUGUUAAAAUGAUCUCGUCAACUCUCUUGGACGUCCUACAAGUUGAUCCUGUCGCUGUCAGCAUGUUAGCAUCCCACGCUCAGCCACUCUCCUCUCACUAUUAAAUAAUACAUAAAAAAAAGCACUCUAGGCAGGCGGAAAACAAAGAAUCUUCCACAAGAUGCGUCGUCGACCUUGACCAACAUGAGCGUGGUUGGCUUCAAUUACAGCUGUGAAUCCCUGGAGGUCGGCAACCAAAACAUUUGUCACCCGGGAUCAAUUAUUCAUAUUAGAGCCGCCAGGAAGACAGCAAGACUGAUGUAUUUGUUUUGCUCGUCCUAUUACCUCCCUCGGCCUUGUCUGCUGAGCGUUUUUAGAGCGCACCGGCCCGAUCUCUCGCCGCUCUCGGCCCCGGCGGGCGGAACUUUCGAGAAAUCCCUCCGUCUUAACUGCUCAAGCCAAGCGUCGCAGCCGAGGCUUGCUUAAUGUUGCACCAAAGUUAAACCAAUAUUAGCUCAGACGGACUCGAUGUAACAUUUGCGGCCGUUGUGUCAACUGGUGUUGGCGGCGCGCAUCAAGACUUGAGUUAUGCAAGGCGCGGCAAGAAUGGCAUGUCUGAACGAGCCCUUCCUGCCUCGAACACGGACAAAAGUCUUGAAGCGUCGCUACUGCAUGCUGCCGCUGAAUCAUGGGUCAAAACCUCGUGCGCCACAAAGUUUGAAGAAAGACCUCGUCUGAAUGUGAAGACGACAAAAGGAUUCCGCCGUGCACGGUCGCAGCUGCAAACGGGCCGAAACGUGCGCAGCAGCAUUGAUGAGUCAGGUGAAAAACUUCCACUUGCUCACGUUUAAAUGUGGCAUCAUGCUGUUGCAUGUUGUCAUGUUUUUUUUUUUUUUUUUUUUUUCCCCUUUCGAGGCGGUGCUAGUACUUUUCCAACAACCAGCCUCGGAUGCAACACCUUAAGGUUCAUUUUUCAGAGGACGGAGUGCCACAAGUCACAGGUCUCCUCUGGGUGAACCAUCACUCCUCAAGGUAAA